AUGGAGACAUACAACGGGCUGGUCCGUACCCCGACGGACGCCAUUAUCCUCUUCGAAGCCUGUAGAAUGGGAAUUCUGCCUCGAGUCCAACGACGUUUAUCCGAGAAGGAGCGACAGUCGAUCAGAUCGGGAUCAGUAUUUGUCUGGGAUGAAAGAGAAGCCGGGAUGCGGAGGUGGACCGAUGGCAAGAGCUGGAGCGCGAGCCGCGUAUCAGGCAGUUUCUUGACAUACCGGGAGAUGGAGGGGAAACGAGGUGGAAACUCCUAUUCCAAUAAUGCAAACCGCGGCGCAAAGACCCCCGAAGGCGGGAACGAAGCUACUUCGCAGGACGGCGACGGGGAAGAGGGUCCUGACGGGUACCGGUACAAACCUGACGGGCUGAUGAAGCAGUCUUUCAGCAUCACGACUUCGACUGGCCAACAUCUCCACCUGAUCAGCUACUACUCGCGGUCUCAUCCAACUGCCCAAGUUUUGCGACAACCUAGUACUGAUCCCAGUCUGGCCAGCAUCACACCGGCCAAAGGCAUGUAUCCAGAAUCGACCAUCAACGAUCAAUCAUCCGUCCCUGCUGUCACCCGCUCCCCGAUGCUCGGAGCGCCGGGCUAUGUGGUGAGUCCUGGAGCGCCGGGGUAUCACCGACCAGGCCCGGCCUCACCACCAGCGUACCUGCCACCGGGCUACAUUCCUCACCCGGCAGCGUACAUCUACCCCAUCAGCCCGAUGCACACACCACCCCCAGGGUACCACCUUCAGCCCUAUCCCCUCCACCACCCCGGCUUACCUCCGCUGGCAUACGGCGCGCCUCCUUAUCAUUCCCCACACGCUCUGCACAUGAGCCAUGCGCCUCCGUCAUCUUAUGACCAGCGGCCCUUGCGCAAUUCCGAGUCCCGAGGUUCAGUGCCUCCGCCGCCACCGUCGAGCGCGGGGCAGGUAGCGCCCGCGUCGUACUCCAUAACACAGCCGCCUAUCGCAUAUCAGCCGAGUCCAGCGCCAGCACCACCCAUGGCCCCAGCGGCGCCCGAACAGCCAGUCGAGAAUGCUGGUUCGGGACUACAGAUCGACCCCAGACUGACAGCGACGGCGACCGCGAAUGGAAACGGGAAUGACACUCGAGCGAACGGCGUGCCUAGCAGUAAAGCAGAAGAAACCACGUCGACGGCUCAGCCCUCUGACACGACUGCAGUAGGCGUAAGCGCCAGCCAAGCCCCCACCAUCAACGCGCUCGUGCACAACAUCACCACAAAUAUUCCUCCCGCCGAAAAAGCAUCAGCGUCAGAGGCAGAAGCGGACCGACAAGGGAGCACGAGUCCUGGGGGCACAAAGAAUGGCGCGCCCCCACAAGAUAUCCCGAGUGAGAAGUUGGGGUUCCGGGAAGACAAGAGGGCACUAAGCAAGCUGGAUCGUGUGUUCGCUAAGGUGUAG
Molecule: messenger RNA, 1422 nt
Organism: Cladophialophora yegresii CBS 114405
Lineage: Eukaryota; Fungi; Ascomycota; Eurotiomycetes; Chaetothyriales; Herpotrichiellaceae
Exons: 1
Coding region: 1-1422 (473 amino acids)
Molecular function (GO): DNA binding
Source: RefSeq, a predicted model, not a curated record